Nerophis lumbriciformis (worm pipefish) is the source of this 1422-nucleotide messenger RNA. RefSeq names its product solute carrier family 25 member 21 (gene slc25a21). NCBI's taxonomy places the organism in Eukaryota, Metazoa, Chordata, Actinopteri, Syngnathiformes, Syngnathidae. The record is from RefSeq and is a predicted model, not a curated record.
CUGCGUGCGCGCAUAUGUCCCCUGCGCGUGCACGCGAGUGUGGGAGUGGGAGUGAGAAUCAGCAGCAAAGAGAAAGAUCCACGCAAGACGCACCUCUGGAACAAGAACAGGACCGAAGUUAGAGAUCCGCAGUCAUGAGCGUCCCCAAGCCGCGCGGCAUCGUCCGGGAAGCUUCCCACCAGAUCAUCGCCGGCGGUUCCGCAGGUCUGGUGGAGAUCUGCCUGAUGCACCCUCUGGAUGUGGUGAAGACCAGGUUCCAGAUCCAGAGAGGAACCAGCGACCCUAACAGCUACAAGAGCCUGGGGGAUUGCUUCCGCACUAUAUUCCGCAACGAAGGGAUCCUGGGCUUCUACAAGGGAAUCCUGCCUCCCAUCGUGGCCGAGACGCCAAAGAGGGCUGUCAAGUUUUUCACCUUCGAGCAGUACAAGAAGUUGCUGAAUUUGACCCCUUUGUCUCCUGGCCUGGCGUUGUCCGCAGCAGGACUGGGCGCAGGGUUGACCGAGGCCGUGGUGGUCAAUCCCUUCGAGGUGGUCAAAGUCAGUCUUCAGGCCAACAGGAACGCCUUCCAAGAGCAACCGUCCUCGUUUGGCCAGGCCAGACGCAUCAUCAACUCGGACGGCUUCGGGCUGAAGGGUCUGAACAAGGGACUGACGUCCACGCUCGGACGCCACGGAGUUUUCAACAUGAUCUACUUUGGCUUCUAUUUCAACGUCAAAGACGCCAUUCCUGCUAACUCGGACCCGACCCUGGAGUUCCUGAGGAAGUUCACCAUCGGCCUGGUGUCGGGGACCAUCUCGUCCUGCGUCAACAUUCCCUUCGACGUGGCCAAGAGCCGCAUCCAGGGCCCUCAGCCGGUUCCUGGAGAGAUCAAGUAUCGCACCUGCUUCCAGACCAUGGCUUUGGUCUACCGGGAGGAAGGGUACUUGGCACUCUAUAAGGGUUUGGUGCCAAAGAUAAUGAGACUUGGGCCAGGUGGCGCUGUGAUGCUGCUGGUCUACGAGUACGUGUCCGGGUGGCUGCAGAGGAACUGGUAACCACGCCAACGAACAACAACAACAAAAAGCUACCCUAAUACCUGUAGUAGCCAGAAGUCUUUAUGAAGUAUCUUAGUGAGUAUUCAUCCAAAUAGAAUCUACUAACAUUGCAGUUUGGACCUACAGAUUGCUUUUAAUACCAAAUAUUGUAUUUUUAAUACCAGCAUUGCAGUAUUUUCAAUAGUUUUUUGUUUUUUUUCAAAUACUUUAAACAGCUUUAUGUCAAGUUCUCAGGAAGUGCAGAGAUCUUAACAGCCAUAAGAUGUCAUGUAUGCAUACUGUACGCAUCGCAAUAUUUGCACUGUCAAUCAUACAUGAUUGACACAUUAUGUAUGUUGUAUAUACAUACAUAUAUAUAUAUAUAUAUAUAUAUAUAUAUAUAUAUAUA